GCUGGGCUGCCUGAGGUUUGCGUGCACGACUUCUUUCGUUCUGAAGCCUCAAAUGUCAACCAUGCCAAUCCUGCGCCGCAUGCGCAAUCUCUUCACUAUGGCCUCCGUGCGGGCUGAAGUCUUCUCUGCCUUUAAGUUCAUUGAAGAGAUGGAUACAUGGCCCUACUACCAACAAGAUCCGACAGCUUACAAAAAGCACAUGGAGGACUUCUACUACUUCAUGGUAGAUGGAUACGCUCAGCCCUUUGGUUACAUGCACCGCGAAUUCUUGGACAACAUGACAUGGUCAGAUGAAUGGAAGGUCGAGCAAGACAGCCACUCGAUCAUCCUAUUACCCAGCAGCUUCGAAAGCCGCACGAAAGCGAUGAACGACACCUUGCGAGCCAACUUCGAAGAGAAUCGCGUAGUACGGAAAUGGUUCAAUGAAAAUUUUGCAAUCACCACUCCAAGCGGCGAACACGUGCUAGACAUGGACGGAGGCGGUGUUGAUCUGUUUGGCGUUGUCACACAAGGAGUACAUCUGACUGGCUUCACACGAACUGAGCAGGGGCUGAAGUACUGGGUUCCCCGGCGAUCAUACAACAAGACGACGUUCCCAGGUCUCCUCGACAAUUUCGUUGCUGGAAACCUAGGUUCGAUGGAACGUCCUAUCGAUGGCAUGGUACGUGAGGUUUUCGAGGAGACAGGCAUUCCAGAAGCCUACACUCGUGAACAUAUCAUAGCUUGCGGGACUUUGACGUAUCAGAUGACUGUUACCAAUGAUGGACGUCCUGGCUGUCAGCACCAUUCACAGUACGUUUACGAGAUGGAGCUUUUGGAAGGUGUAGUACCACAGCGACAUGAUGGCGAGGUGGAAAGUUUCGAGCUCAUGUCAUUGAAGGAGGUUCAAGCGGCUCUGAUGCGGGGAGAGUUCACGCCGAACCGGACUCUUACGUAUAUUGCGCAUUUUAUUCGUCAUGGCAUUGUUGACGCGGAGAACGAGGAGCGCAUCGUUGAGCUAUGCGCUCGCUUACACAGGAAACAUGAUCUGUUCAUCGUGUGAUUUUUGGACCUGGAUGCUCGAACUGAAUCUGGGAAUGUAGACCAGCACCAUUCAAAUUUUACUGUGUUAC
Macroventuria anomochaeta is the source of this 1112-nucleotide messenger RNA. RefSeq lists its product as uncharacterized. Gene Ontology annotation, molecular function: 8-oxo-dGDP phosphatase activity. Lineage: Eukaryota; Fungi; Ascomycota; Dothideomycetes; Pleosporales; Didymellaceae. The transcript has 2 exons. Bases 62 to 1042 code for a protein of 326 amino acids. The record is from RefSeq and is a predicted model, not a curated record.